This is a messenger RNA of Symbiodinium sp. CCMP2592, 1956 nucleotides long. The record is from the annotation of a GenBank genome assembly. Lineage: Eukaryota; Dinophyceae; Suessiales; Symbiodiniaceae.
AUGGCUCCUUUGCAGGCAGACAAGGAGAACGAGCCGCCACUGGUCGCCUUGGAUCCGCAAGAUAGCUUGCAGGCCGAAAAAUCAGUACUUGCGUCGGUCGCCAUAUCGCGCCAGCAGAUGCAGAUCCAAGAAUUCCAAAAAUGGUGGGCAUCAGGACACGGGGAUGCUGCAAUGGCAGCGCAUCCUCUACUAUCCUUGGUCGACGGCUCGGUUUUGGCAGCUGUCAUAUCUUCCGGAUCGGCGUAUCACAACUGCUUAGGUAUUGAGCAGCUGGACAAGUUGUUGAAUCGGGUGGAAGGCUCUACAGGAGACGUAGCAGCCCUGGAGCCUUUGAAGAAGGCGCUUCGCAGCAAGGGUGGAGCUCGGAACCAGGCGCGAGCAGUGGGCGGUGUACUCUUUAGCACUGCGAUGAACAUGUUUGAUGCCACAUCGGGAAACCAUGUUGCCGCAGAAAGGGUUUCGACCGUGCUCGAGGAACCGCGUGAUUACAGCUUUGCGGAGCAAGCCAGCGUCGAUUGGGUCUUGGACGAAGUGUUCGACCCUCCGAAGCCUUUCAUCAAUUCACAGUCCUUUCCUCAAGAAGCCACGGCCGCCAUACGAAGCGGACCUAGACAGGACAGCGAGCUGCUCGGGUGUAUUGCCUGUGGUUCCGUGGUUUUGGCCACCGGCACUUGUGGAAAUUACAUCCAGUGCAAGGUCGCCGAGACAUUGGGGACAGGGAGUACCGAGUUGGGCUUCGUUCUUCGACAGCUUGAUGGGCUUCCCCUCUUCUCACCUGCACCACCGACUCAACAGACAUUCGACGAAUGUUUUGAUCCAGUGAAGAUUUUCGUUUGCGCACCGUCCUUUCCGAAGACAUCGUCGGCGGCAGUGCGGACCGCACCGACACCAGACAGCGAGCUAGUGACCACACUACCGUUCGGGUCGGAAGUACAGGCCACAGCAAGGGCGGGAUCAUACUUGCAAAUCCGGCUGACUGAUUCUGCUGCAGCAGAGGGCGGGUCACGCCUGGCGUGGGUGCCACGUGUGCUUGGCGAUCUCGUGCUGUUCGUGGAACAACAAGCGGUGAAGCCAGCAGAUGCCGAACGCCUUGCAAGCUUGUCCACCGAAGCGGCAAUCUGCGAGCAGACCAACCAGAUCAGUCGAUUCCAGCAGUGGUGGGCAGAUGGUCAUGGGGACGCAGCAGCUGCAGCCCAUUCCAUAUUGUCGCUGGUUGACCGGUCUGUGCUGCACGAAGUGGUGUCGACUGGUGCGAACUAUCACAAUUGUCUCAGCGCAGACCGGCUAGAUGGUCUGCAAAGGAUGGUGGACAAGUCCCGGAGACCAGGCUUGGAAGCUUUGCGGAGAGCUUUGCUGACCAAGGGCGGAGCCAAAAGCCAGGCCCGUGCAGUUGGGACCGUUCUUUUCAAGGAAGCCCUUACCAUCUUCAACAGUCCGAAGCACGACGCCGGGGAUCAGCCGACGGAAAGCAUAGGAGAUCUGCCCUGCGCUGAAGUGGACAAGACCCCCAUCGAUGAGAUUCAUCGCGAAGUGAUGUUAGACGAGAUCUACAACCCUCCCAAGCGGUUUGUGUGUUCCGACGCCUUUCCGAAGGAUGCCACCGUGGCAGUGCGAUCUUCACCGACACAGCAAAGCGAGUUUUUGACAUGUCUACCGUUCGGCACAGAGAUCAUUGCAAGCGGCCGGUGCGGGGAGUUUCUACGCUUUGAGUUGCAGGAGGAUCGCGGGUGUCGCCACGCCUACGUCCCCCUGGUCUUCCAGGGCCUCCAGCUCUUUGUUCCCCAAAUCUGUGGCGCAUCCGUUGCCCUGACAGAAGGCAGCCGUGUGGCGGACCUGGAGCGGCGAGUGGCCGUUCAAGAGCAGGUCAUCCAAGGAUUACAGGCCGAGCUCUGCAGCCUUCGGGCACACAUGAGCGCAAUCGCAACAGCUUUUGGAGCCUUCUCCCCAAAGCUGUGA